GUUAAAGUCGUUCGUCAGCUGGUUCGGCACAUGGUCUUUGCAGAAAGUGGCUUUUAGCAAUACCAACUAGAUAUUUUAAAAAUCCAACAUGGCUAAAAGUCUGAGAAGUAAGAGGAAACGAAAGUUCCGGGCUAUGAAGCGCGAGAAGAUUGGCAAAAGGAACAUGGUUAAAAUGAAGAAAAUGCUUGGACUUAAUGAAGACGGAACAAGAGACGUGGAAAUGAAGGAUAUGUACACAGUAACAACUACCGCUGAAGUUCUAAGAAAAAAAGAUGAAGAAAUGGAGCAGAAACGGAAAGCAGAGGCCCCUGAGGUGAAAGUUGUAGCAGCUCCCGAUGGAGAGGCGAUGGAAGUGGACGCCAAAAAGUCAAAAACUUUAGUGAACUCUCAUGGAAAUUACCCCAUCUGGUUGAGCAGCCGAUCAGUUCGAAAAAUAAAAAAUAAAAGACAGAAGAAGAAGAAAUAUGCUUGGUAAAAAAAUGAACCCGAGAUUGGUCAAUGGACUUAGAGACUAUUUGUUUACUGUAAUUUAAAAGAUAAAAAUAAACCAAAAUAUGGCAGAUGGUCAUUUUGCAGUUUUAACUUAGCUGCCAAGUGCACCUCAUUAACGUGCAUGUAUAUUGUGUGCAUAUGCAUGCAUGAUUGUUUCCAUGUUGAAAACUACAAAACAGUUGCAAAAUAGAAGUAAAUUACUGUAAAAAGUUGUCAUUGAAUAAACCUUUUCCCUGUGGAUAAUAUUUGUAUAUAAUCCAACAAUAUUUUCUCUUGAAUUGAUGUGAGAAAGUGUCUGCCGAGAAAAAAAAAAAAUUAUGAAAUUGAAUAAUGAGAAAAAUAUAUAUAUAUAUCACACGCACAUUUCCACAGUCUGAAAAAUAAGAUGAUGAAGAAUUCAAAUUGGAGCUUUUGCUGACAGUGAAUAUCGCUCCUAGUAUGCUAUAGUGUUCUAUUUCUUGCACCUUGAAUAUACAUAUUACAUAUGUGAAGAUUCUGCUUUGGUUGGUGAUAUUUGAUUUGUUGAAGGAUUUGGUUUAAUUUUCAAAAGUUUUUUUUGAAACUACCAAAUAAUUAUUCUCACACAAGAUUGCCAAUAUUGUUACUGUAAUCUAUAGUUUCCACACCAUUAAAAUUAGAAGUUCUGGACAACCAUAAUUUGGCAGUACGUAACAUCAAGAUAUGUUAUUUGCAUUUUUGAUCUGUCCUGUAUUACAUCUAAUUAUGACGAUACACAUGUAAUGUUACGCAGGUGAUAAAUACCUGUAUCCCUGUAUUUCAUCUUGUACUCACAGACUUUGUGUUUAUUUCAUCUCCUACUGUAUCUGUUGAAUACCGGAUGUUCCAUAAUAUACAUUGUUACAUUCCAAUGACUACUCCUGGACCAGUAAUUUGUAAUAAAUUUAUUACAUUUCAAUAAA
Saccoglossus kowalevskii is the source of this 1412-nucleotide messenger RNA. RefSeq names its product protein LLP homolog. Gene Ontology annotation, cellular component: nucleolus. NCBI's taxonomy places the organism in Eukaryota, Metazoa, Hemichordata, Enteropneusta, Harrimaniidae. The record is from RefSeq and is a predicted model, not a curated record. Gene Ontology annotation, molecular function: RNA binding. Gene Ontology annotation, biological process: dendrite extension.